AUGCAUUUUCCCCCUUCCUCUGAUCAACGAUUACCGUCACUGGUCGACGGGACGGAGACGACGACGUUUCAGUUUUCACCUUGGUUGGGUGGGGGCGAGAUCCAAAUUCGAUUCCUUCCUGCGACCUCACUCACUCGCUCUCAGCUUCCUCUUCCUUCGCUGCUCCGAUCCCGUAAGCUUCUUCUCCGAUUACCCAUCAGAUCGAUUCUUUUGAGAUUGCUCGGGCUCAUCCCACUUGCCAAGAUGUCCCAAGACAAGGGACCUGACGUGGUUGCUGAAGAGCAAGGAAAGGAGAAUCUGACAGAAAAUGGACCGCCUGGUGGUGGGAAUCAUGAUGAGCUGCUGCAAAUGAUUGCUGAGCUGAGAAUAGAAAAUGACUUUCUCAGAUCCCAGUUUAAGGAUCAAGUGGAAGGGGACAGAGCUGUCUCACAACCUCAAGUGGAUGAGCUUCAAGGACGGCUCGCAUCAUUGAGUAGAGAAGUUGAUGUAGAAAAACAAACUCGAGUUGCAGCUGAGCAAGCUCUGGAGCAUCUAAGGGAAGCAUACUCUGAGGCAGAUGCAAAAGCCCAAGAAUACUCCUCCAAGUUUUCCCAAGUUCAACAGAAACUAGAGCAGGAAAUCAAAGAGCGCGAAGAGAAAUAUGCCGACCUGGACGCCAAAUUCACCAGGCUCCACAAAAGGGCUAAACAGCGCAUUCAAGAAAUCCAAAAGGAAAAAGAUGACCUCGACGCUCGUUUCCGGGAAGUGAGUGAUUCAGCUGAACGAGCAUCUUCUCAGCACUCAUCCAUGCAGCAAGAGCUGGAACGCACUAGGCAACAGGCGAAUGAAGCACUGAAAGCAAUGGAUGCAGAGAGGCAACAACUAAGGAGUGCCAAUAACAAGCUCAGAGAUACCAUCGAGGAACUUCGUGGCUCGUUGCAGCCUAAAGAAAAUAAGAUUGAGACAUUGCAACAGUCACUUCUUGAUAAAGACCAGGUGCUGGAGGACCUGAAAAAGCAAUUACAAGCUGUAGAAGAGAGAAAGCAAACUGCAGUUGCUGACCUGUCAGCCAAACAUCAAAAGAACUUAGAGAGUUUGGAAGCACAGGUCAUAGAUGCUCUAUCUGAGAGGGACAAAGCAGCCCAAAACAUUUCGGCGCUGCAGGUACAACUUGCAGAGAAGGAAUCUAAAAUUGCAGAGAUGGAGGCAGCUGCAACUGGCGAAGCCGCAAGGCUAAGGGCUGCUGCAGAAACUCUUAAAGGAGAGCUUUCACACCUUAAAGCGGAGAAUGAAAAGGAAAAGGAGACUUGGGAAGCCUCAUGCGAUGCCCUUAAAUCUAAACUGGAAAUCGCUGAAAGCAACUACUUACGUGCCGAAAUGGAAGUGGCUAAAAUGAGAAGCCAGCUGGGAUCUGAAAUGUCCAUGCAGACCCAGAUACUAAGCACAAAAGAUGCUGAACUCAAAAGUGCAAGAGAAGAGAUCAACAGUCUCCAAAGUGAAUUUUCUUCUUACAAGAUCCGUGCUCACGCGCUUCUACAAAAGAAGGAUAUGGAGCUGGCUGCAGCUAAAGACUCUGAACAGAUCAGGUCUCUUGAGGAAGCUCUAAAGGAAGCUGAAAAAGAAGUAUAUUUGGUAUCUGCAGAGAGGGAUAGAGCACGGCAAGAUCUUCAGGGUGCUUUGGCUAGCCUUGAGAACGAAGUUGAGGAGAGAGCUGGAGCACUUAAAGAUGCCAACGAGCAGAUCAAAAGACUUGAAUUGAAGCUUGAUUCCACGGUUGCCCGCAAUCAGGCGGAGAAACAAGCGUGGGAAGAAGACCUUCGAGUUCUAGAAGAAACAUGGCGACGAAGAUGUGAAGCUUUGACCGCUCAAAAUGAAGCCUUUUCUGCAGAAGAUAUAGUAAAAGAACUAGAAGAUUCUAAACUGCGGAAUAAACGACUGAAGGAGGAGCAUGAAUCAGUACGUGAGCUUGCAGAUAGACUCAUCGAGGAGAAGGAUCGAGAGAUAUCCAGACUCGUGGAUGAAAAUAAAAAUCUUCGAAAAUCUAUGGAACCAAAACCAGUAGUUCACCACUAUGGGAACAACAAUACAGAGUCACAACAGCAGGAUGUAUCUAACUUGAACACUUCUGCAGCAGAACACCAGAUUCUGAUAUUGGCGAGGCAACAAGCUCAAAGAGAAGAAGAGUUAGCACAGACACAGCGGCAUAUAUUAGCUCUUCAGGAGGAAAUCGAAGAGCUUGAGCGCGAAAACCGGCUUCACAGUCAACAGGAAGCCCUGCUAAAAACGGAGUUGAGAGAGAUGGAAAGAAAACAGAAGAGAGAAGGUGUAGAUAUGACAUACCUAAAGAAUGUGAUUUUAAAGUUGUUAGAAACAGGUGAAGUGGAGGCUUUACUACCCGUAGUGGGAAUGUUGCUUCAGUUCAGUCCGGAGGAGGCGAUGGAGGCUCCAAGGCACAAAUUGCACUCAGGCUUGCGCUUGUGGGAAUUCCCUGAUCAGUACGUCAUCGAGCCAACCGACGGUUCCGGCGCUUCAUGCUUGGACAUUAGUCGUCUUGACGGCUCCAUGAAGCUCAUCGGUUUGGUUUCCUCCUCUGUUUCCUUUUUCUCUUUGCAAAUCUCUGUUUGCUCUCUCCCUGGAGCUCUCUUUCCACUGUUUUCAGAUCAUGUCGCUGAAUGCAACUCUUUGCGUGUCCCCAAAAUCCGUUCCAUUUUUGGUGUCGUUGGGACGCUGAAGCUCCUCGCAGGAUCAUACUUGGUAGUGGUGACAGAGAGCGAGUCUGUUGGCUCGUUUCUGGGGCAUCCUAUAUUCAGAAUUAAUUCGCUCAAGGUUCUUCCUUGUGAUCUUUCGCUUAAAGACUCGCCUGAAGAACAGAAGAAGAUGGAGACUGACUUCUCUAGCCUUCUAAGUGUCGCUGAGAGGACAACUGGUCUCUACUUCUCUUAUGAAAUUAACUUGACUCUCACUGCACAGCGCUUGCAUGAUUUGGGUGAUGACUCUAAGUCCCUUCCUCUGUGGAGACAGGCUGAGCCUAGAUUUCUUUGGAACAAUUAUAUGUUAGAAGUGCUUAUCGAUAAUAAGCUAUUUCACUCCCCUUUAAUUUCUUCUAUCUCCUCUGCAUGUUUUCAAACAGCCAUAGGAAGAGAUAUCGUUGACAUUACUCUGAUUGCUAGGAGGUGCACUAGAAGAAAUGGUACACGCAUGUGGCGAAGAGGAGCUGACCCUGAUGGAUAUGUUGCUAAUUUUGUGGAGACUGAGCAAAUUGUACACAUGAACGGAUACACAUCAUCAUUUGUUCAGGUUAGAGGAUCCAUGCCUUUUAUGUGGGAGCAAAUUGUAGAUCUGACCUACAAACCCAAGUUUGAGAUUGUCCAGCCUGAAGAAGCUGCGAGGAUAGCUGAGCGUCACUUUUUGGACCUAAGGAAAAAAUAUGGAUCAGUUUUGGCGGUUGAUCUAGUCAACAAGCAUGGAGGUGAGGGGCGCUUAAGCGAGAGGUUUGCAGGUGCUGUGCAGCACAUCGCUGGUGAUGAUGUAAGAUACCUCCACUUCGAUUUUCAUCGCAUCUGUGGGCAUAUUCACUUUGAGCGCUUAGCUAUUCUGUACGAUCAGAUGGAGGAUUUCCUUGAGAAAAACGGCUACUUUUUGUUGAAUGAAAAAGGUGAGAAAAUGAAGGGGCAGCUUGGUAUCGUGCGCACAAACUGCAUAGAUUGCUUAGACCGUACAAAUGUCACCCAGGCUAGUAUCAAUAUCCAUCAUCAUGUUUCUCCUCGUCUCUUUGCUCUUUUGCUCAUCCUAUACGGCCAAAUGCAGAGCAUGAUAGUAUGGGCUAAUCACGGGGAUGACAUUAGCAUCCAGUACUCGGGCACUCCUGCACUUAAAGGAGAUUUCGUCAGGUAUGGCCAAAGAACAGUUCAAGGGGUCCUUAAAGAUGGCUGGAAUGCCCUCGCACGCUACUACCUGAACAACUUUGCUGAUGGAACUAAGCAGGACGCGAUUGAUCUCGUGCAAGGACACUAUAUCGUUGCUGUGAACCGCGACAUGGCUCCUGUGCCCCGAAAGGGAGGUCUUGAGGCUGUAGCCAACUUGCCGGUGGCGUUGGCGGUGGUUCUGAUUAGUUUUUGGUUGGCAACAAUGUCACUAAAACGAGCUGGGAGUGAUUAUAGGCACUUGGUUUUCUCAUUGGUGUGGGCUGGCAUCAGUGUGGCUGUCACGGCACUCGUGAGGGCCAACGCCCGGAUCUUCUGCAACCGGCCUCGUCUGCACAGGCCCAGAUCUUGA
Thlaspi arvense is the source of this 4254-nucleotide messenger RNA. NCBI's taxonomy places the organism in Eukaryota, Viridiplantae, Streptophyta, Magnoliopsida, Brassicales, Brassicaceae. The record is from the annotation of a GenBank genome assembly.